This is a messenger RNA of Girardinichthys multiradiatus, 1314 nucleotides long. RefSeq names its product beta-1,3-galactosyl-O-glycosyl-glycoprotein beta-1,6-N-acetylglucosaminyltransferase-like. The record is from RefSeq and is a predicted model, not a curated record. Gene Ontology annotation, molecular function: beta-1,3-galactosyl-O-glycosyl-glycoprotein beta-1,6-N-acetylglucosaminyltransferase activity. Gene Ontology annotation, cellular component: membrane. The transcript has 4 exons. The annotation marks the transcript as partial. Lineage: Eukaryota; Metazoa; Chordata; Actinopteri; Cyprinodontiformes; Goodeidae.
ACUAUGAGAUUGUGCAAAAAAAGCUGGUGGCACCUGUUACUGGUGCUCACCGUUGCACUGGGAUCACUGUGGAUGGUGCUGCUGGUCCUUCAGCUGGACACAUCCUUGCCUCUUGACCUGAUCCACAGUCACAGCUGGUUGGAGUACAAGGAUCAUGAUUUUGGCCCAGAGAGCAUAUGCAACUGCUCAGCAAUUCAGCAGGGAGACCAGGAGGCCCUGCAGGAAGCCAAAUUAUUAACCAUUACAAAACACUUCCGGAAGACCAUUCAGAUCCCUGAUGAGUAUUACAUCAACCAAACCCAAGACUGCAGAAAAUUCAAGUCAAAGAGGAAAUACAUAACAUUUCCUCUAAGCCAAGAAGAGGAGGACUUUCCUCUGGCUUAUUCCAUAGUUGUCCAUCACAAGGUGCAGAACUUUGAACGACUGCUGCGAGCCAUCUAUGCACCUCAGAACAUUUAUUGUGUUCAUGUGGACAAAAAAUCACAGCCCUCUGUACAAGCUGCCAUUGAAAGCAUUGUUUCUUGUUUCCCCAAUGUCUUCAUGGUCAGUCAGGCUGUGAGCGUGGUCUAUGCUGGUUGGCCGCGAGUCCAAGCUGACCUUAACUGCAUGGCUGACCUCUAUAAAGCCAGUGCAGAAUGGAAGUACUUCAUCAAUCUCUGUGGGCAGGACUUCCCUCUGAAAACCAACUUGGAAAUGGUAAGGAUGCUGCGCUCGCUGAAGGGCGGCAACAGCAUGGAGACAGAAGACAUGCCCGCAGGGAAGAAGUGGAGGAUAACAAUGGUUCACAAGAUUGUUAAUGGGACAAUCAAGUCGACAGGAAAGUCAAAAAGCCAACCUCCAUUCAACCUGCCCAUUAAGUCAGGAAACGCAUACAUCGUGGUAACUUGGGGCUACGUCCACAGUGUUUUGGAAGACACCCGAAUACAAGCUCUUAUUGAGUGGUCCAAAGACACCUACAGUCCUGAUGAGUUCCUAUGGGCGACCAUUCAGCGAAUCCCUGGUGUUCCCGGCUCGACGAGGCCCCACCCAAAGUACGACCAGACGGACAUUAAUGCCAUUGCACGGCUGGUCAAGUGGUGGUGGCAUGAGGGAUCGCAGGAUUCAGCAGUGUACCCUGAGUGUCAGGGCAGCCACGUAAGGUCCAUAUGUGUAUAUGGAGCUGGGGACCUACAAUGGCUGCUGGAAAACCAUCACCUCUUUGCCAACAAGUUUGACACAUACAGUGAUCCCAUUCCUGUCUUCUGCUUGGAAAAAUAUCUCAGACAGAAAGCUUUGGCCGAGUCAGAAGCUGAAGAUUUUUUCUGGUCUCCAUAG